Didymodactylos carnosus is the source of this 1500-nucleotide messenger RNA. NCBI's taxonomy places the organism in Eukaryota, Metazoa, Rotifera, Eurotatoria, Philodinida, Philodinidae. The record is from the annotation of a GenBank genome assembly.
AUGAACAUACAAAUUAAGUAUAAACAGCAGUGUAAAGCAGUUGAUUCAUCAACACCUCUCAGCAAUAAUGAUGAAGCAAUAUUAGAUUUGAAAACGAUUCUUGACACAUUCAGUAUACCACAUAAUGAUCGAUCAACGGUUUUAGUAGAAUAUCCAAAGGUAAAACUACGAGAAAUUGAUGAUACUAUUGAAUAUAUAGAUGAUAUCAUUGUCGAACACAUGAAUCCAUAUGGCUGUUUCUCAUGCAAAGCCAAUUUUGAUGAUGAAGAUAUCGGAAUUGCAGUUAUUCUUUCUGAUGCUGUUUAUCAGAAUAAUCCUAUUGAAUUUGCUCCUGAUGCACCUUAUCCAUAUUUAUUAGCAUUAACAACAAAAAAAAUAGAUUCUUACGACGACGAAACGUUAUGGGUAGCAUUUAGACGUACAACAAAUACGAAAGAUAUAUUAACUGAUUUAAUUGUUAAUACUACUUUAUCAAUAUCAGGCAUGGUACAUCACGGCUUUUCGAAACGUGCAUUCGAAUUUCCUCAUGACAGAUUUGCUUAUGAAACUUAUCAGAACAACGCUCAUAAACGUUUGAUAUUGACUAGUCAUUCAUUAGAUGGAAAUUCAAAUUCAAAAACAUUAGUUGAUUUAAUAUCAAAAAAAUUAUCGAAGUUUAGUUCAAAUAGUCAAAAGUUUACCGACGAAAAUAUCAGUCGACAUUUCAUGAAAAAUUAUAUUUCAUCAUUAAAAUCAUGUAACAAAAUUAAUUGUGAACCAACUCUGUUUCAACAAAGUCAAUUAGUGAACGAAUUAAAAGAGUUCAAUCCUAUAGUAAAAUCUGCCUCAGCUAUAGGUUUUGAUACGGACGUCAAAAUAACGACAAAGGGAAGUAAUUUAUAUUUCAUAUCAUCACAUAAAUCAAAAUGUUUAUUAACGUCAGCUCAAUUAUUUGAAGACAACUCAAUUUUUGUAAUACUAACAAAAACAAGAGAAGAAUUAGUUUUGUUUAAUGAUCAAUUAGUUUUAGCUGAUAAACGCACUACAGUUGCUCCGCAAAUAAAUAAAUUGGCAACCCAUUUUGGUGAAAUAGAUUUACCAUUACAUAUUAAAGAUUUUGGGACUGAACAACAUAUUAAUACAUUUACACAUCUACUCGAAACACAUUUCAGUUAUUGUUCCAAUAGUAGAAAUGACGGCCAGCCCAUAACGGUCAAUGAGACUUUACAUGUUGAUAUGAAAGAUUUAAUAAAUAAUUUACAUGAAACGGUGUCGCAGAUGCCCAACUAUAGUUAUGAUAAACCAUUUAUUCAACGAGCAUCAGAACAUCCUCUUUUAUUCAUAAUCUGUGGUAUUGGAAUAUUAAUUGAAGGAGGUGUUGUUAUUGAAUGUUGCGCAUUCGGUACUCUUAGAUGUUGUUUAAUAAAUUACAGUGCUGCGGUUAUUGAAGUUCUAGGGGGUAUUCAGGCAAGUGCUAUGGGAAUUGUUGGGUUAGGAACUAGUAUAGCAGCACUCAUUUGA